UGAUUUUCAAGGCUGAGUUCAUCCACUUAGCCACAGUCUCUGGGAAGCAGUGCGGAAGAAUUCUGUCACCAGGACACUUCAGCUACAAAAUCCAUCUGCUUAAAAGAUAGAGAAAACUCUCAGAAACAUGAUUUGCUUGCAGUUCCUAUCUCUUCUUACCUAUGGACUUACAGUGCUGCAGGGGGUGAAUGGGUGGACAUACCAUUAUUCAGACACAAACAUGACCUACAGGGAAGCAGAGCUGUGGUGCAGAAAGAAGUAUACUAACCUGGUUGCCAUCCAGAACAAGGAGGAAAUCAAGCAUCUCAAUGCCUUCUUGCCCUUCAAUCCGGGUUACUACUGGAUUGGAAUCAGAAAAAUUAAUGGUGUGUGGACCUGGACUGGAACUAACAAAGAACUGACAGAAGAAGCAAGAAACUGGGCUUCAGGGGAGCCAAAUGGCAAAGGGAACAACGAGGACUGCGUUGAGAUCUACAUCAAAAGAGGGAAGGAUGAUGGCAAAUGGAAUGAUGAGCAGUGUGAGAAGAAGAAGGUUGCCUUGUGCUACACAGCUUCUUGCAACCCAUCUCUCUGCAGUGGCCAUGGAGAAUGCAUAGAGACUAUCAACAACCACACCUGCCAUUGCAACCCUGGCUUCUAUGGGCCUGAAUGCGAGUUUGUUAGGAGUUGUGAUCCACUAAAGAAACCUGAUCAUGGGAGCCUUGAGUGCCACCAUCCAUUGGGGGACUUCAACUACAACUCAUCCUGCAAAGUUCAGUGUGAGGAGGGCUAUGAGCUGACUGCACUGGAGUCUGUCCACUGUACCUCUUCUGGAAUCUGGUCUGCCCCCCUUGCAGCAUGCAAAGCUGUGACCUGUCCUGCCUUGGAAACGCCUGUCCACGGGGCUGUGAACUGCUCCCAUCCCUCGGUGCAGCUCACCUGGGGAACCACCUGUGAGUUCACCUGUGAGGAAGGAUUUACCCUGACAGGACCAGCUACACUGCAGUGCGGCUCUUCGGGGGCCUGGGACAGGCAGCAGCCAACGUGUGCAGCUGUGCGGUGUGAGGCUGUCCCGCGGCCAGCAGAAGGCUCAGUGAGCUGUGACCACGCUCCUGCAGAGCUCACCUCUGGCUCACGCUGCGAUUUCCAGUGCACCGAGGGAUAUGUCCUGGAGGGCUCACCCAGCACGGAGUGCACGGCACAGGGACAGUGGUCAGAGCCGGUGCCCAAAUGCAAAGUCAUACAGUGUGAACCACUGAGCUCUCCUGAGCAAGGCUCCAUGGAUUGCUCCCACGGGGUUGGGAUGUUCACCUACAACACCUCCUGCCACUUCAGCUGCCUUGAAGGAUGGAGUCUCAAUGGCUCUCGUGUUCUUGAGUGCAGCCACUCAGGAAACUGGAGUGCCAGCCUGCCCACAUGUGAAGCCUCUGACCAAGCCAGCUACAUCUCUGUGGGCAUAGCAGCCACUUCUGCCUCCCUGCUGUCCACAGCAUCAUUCCUCCUUUGGCUUGCAAGGCGCUUCCGGAGAAAAGCAAAGAAGUUUAUUCCUUUCAGGAACUGGCAGGAAACUGCCAGUGAAGGUAGUUUCCAAAGUGCUGGCGAGAAUGUCUAACUCAGGUGUUUCAGGAAUUGCAGCCACCUUCACUAACAUCUCAUAUUUCUGGAGAAUGAAACUGCCUGCAAAUCAGCAGCUGUCCAGAUGUUUUUAACUUUUGAUGACAAGAUGAUUGACCUCGUGUAUGAUUCAGAAAUCUUGAACUCAAGCUGUCUGGUAUUUCCAUUGAAGACAAACACAGAACUCUGGCCUUGUGGCCAAACCCUGCCUACAUUCAGCCAUGUAGUUACUCUGAACUGGGAGCUUGCCAUCUCCUGUCCAGGUGGUGAGCAAACAGUGCACUGCUGCCUAAAAAGGAGGCUGGUUCCUCCUCUGCUCCACUCAAAGGUACCGAGGUGAGGUGAAGACAUGCAUUAUUUCACAUCACUUACUACACUGCUGGAGGUGUCUCCUCUGGAGUCACAGGGGUUAUGCUUGCAGAAAAAGAAGAAUCAGGAUGGAAAAAUAUUCACUGAACAGCUUUGAAAUUGUUGAUCUGGUUUGUGGAAGUCAGUUUAUUUUCAGAUGUCCCAGUCAACAGAUAUGCCUACAUUGAUAUGGGCAAUUAUUUGGAUUUCUGCUGCAUAUCCCAGAAAAGGUAGAAGCCUUUAAAAAAAAAAAAAAUAUAACAGCACUAGGAACCAUAGUGCUUACACAGGGUACUCUGGUUUCUGAACACAGCAGGUAGAUCUGAAAUUAUCUCAUCCCUGUGGGAUUCUGUACUGUAAUAUGUGUAUAUACAUAUGUAUUUAUUUGAGCAGCUUUUACUGUGGAUAUUUCUGUGCUCUUAACUGUACAUGUAUUAUAAAAUACUUGUUCUUGAGUAGGUCUUUGGCUGUUGAUCAAUUGAUCAGAAUUUAUUUGAAACUAAAUUGGAAGUGUUUGUAAGGAUUGCAUGCCUGCAUAAUGUUUACAAAUGAAAUGGAAGACUGAGAUUUGUAUGUUUAUGUAUUGAAAAUAUGAUUGUUUUAGCUGUUAAAAGUCUUCAAAUGAGACUCUCUUUUAAUUUAUAUUUAAGUUAUGAUUAUAAAUUAAAAAUCUCUCAUUUAACCUGAUAUGUAUUGUCCUAUUUGUAACA
Pyrgilauda ruficollis (rufous-necked snowfinch) is the source of this 2651-nucleotide messenger RNA. It is a transcript of the gene SELE, whose product is annotated as selectin E. Gene Ontology annotation, cellular component: external side of plasma membrane; membrane. Lineage: Eukaryota; Metazoa; Chordata; Aves; Passeriformes; Passeridae. Gene Ontology annotation, molecular function: oligosaccharide binding; sialic acid binding. The coding region runs from base 128 to 1591 and encodes 487 amino acids. The record is from RefSeq and is a predicted model, not a curated record. Gene Ontology annotation, biological process: response to cytokine; heterophilic cell-cell adhesion; leukocyte tethering or rolling. The transcript is spliced from 12 exons.